This is a messenger RNA of Boleophthalmus pectinirostris (great blue-spotted mudskipper), 1253 nucleotides long. It is a transcript of the gene rhoub, whose product is annotated as ras homolog family member Ub. Gene Ontology annotation, biological process: small GTPase-mediated signal transduction. NCBI's taxonomy places the organism in Eukaryota, Metazoa, Chordata, Actinopteri, Gobiiformes, Gobiidae. The record is from RefSeq and is a predicted model, not a curated record. The transcript is spliced from 3 exons. Gene Ontology annotation, molecular function: GTPase activity; GTP binding. The coding region runs from base 68 to 799 and encodes 243 amino acids.
UGGUUAUUGAGGACGGCCACAGCCAAAUCGCGAGAAGCAGACGGGAGUGCGCAUGGGACUGGUCUGAAUGUCGCCUCCGUUCAGCAUGGAUUACCCAAAGACCAUGGCUCCCCCGGUACCUCCGCACAAACCCAAACCUACGCGCACGGGACAGCCGCACGAGAGGCUGCUCAAGUGCGUGCUCCUGGGGGACGGAGCGGUGGGAAAAACGAGCCUGGUGGUCAGCUACACCACCAAUGGAUAUCCAACCAAAUAUGUGCCCACUGCGUUUGAUGACUUCUCUGCUGUUGUACAAGUGGAUGGACACCCGGUCAGGUUACAGCUAUGUGACACUGCUGGACAGGAUGAAUUUGACAAACUGCGUCACUUCUGCUACAGCCGGACUGAUGCCUUGCUCCUGUGCUUCAGCGUGGUUAGCCCCGCCUCCUUUCAGAAUGUCUGGGAGAAGUGGGUGCCCGAGAUCCGGCGUCGAUGCCCCCUGACCCCUAUCCUUUUGGUGGGCACCCAGUGUGAUCUGCGACAGGAUGUAAAGGUGCUGAUUGAGCUGUCCCGCAGGAGGGAGAGGCCUGUGGAGGAGGAGGACGCCCGGGCUUUGGCGGACAAAAUCGGAGCUGUGACGUACGUGGAGUGUUCUGCUCUCACACAAAAGAAUCUGAAGGAGGUGUUUGACGCCGCCAUCGCGGUGGGAUUACGACAAUCUGACAGGAGGGCCAGGAGGGAGAGGAAAGUGCGCAGUACGGCUGAUAAGAUGAAGAUGCUUUCAAAAUCCUGGUGGAAGAAAUAUGUGUGUGUCCAGUGACAGAAGGUCUGACUGCUUGAACUGUCCCUUAACUGGAUCUGUUAGUUUCUUUGUAUUUGGAGGACUCAGGAGGACUUGCCUUAAAACUUCAAUGGAGUAUCACCUCAAAAUGGCAGGGCCUUGGGACAGCUGGACAAAGUUGUGCCAACCAUAAAGUGGCAACCAUUAACAGUUCCCUUCAGCUAACAUGAACUGUGAAAUUUACCUGCAUUCAUCUAAGACUGAAUGAACUUCUCUGGCAAGAGGACUGCAUAUUGUAGUGGACUUAUCCAAAGGAAAUGUGAGCAAGCUCAUCACAUAAUCAGUUCCUUCUGUGUACCAAAAUAUUUUGUCUGAUUUUGACAAAAGUAAUUAAUGUCACAAUUUUGUUUGUUAUAAGCCCUUUAGGUUUAAAAUCUAAGCUUCUCCUGCACUUUUGUUUGUAAUUUCAGUAAAGAACUAUUUAGAUCACAAA